Cylicostephanus goldi is the source of this 555-nucleotide messenger RNA. The record is from the annotation of a GenBank genome assembly. Lineage: Eukaryota; Metazoa; Nematoda; Chromadorea; Rhabditida; Strongylidae.
AUGACCCCUAAAAAUGCAAAAUGUGUCAUAGACGAUCUCUUGAAAACUCUUACAGAAUGUGAAGUAUCCGAUUGGACCGAAUGGAGUCAGUGCUUUGGCACAUGCUAUUUUGGUCAGACCGUACGUAAUCGAGACGUGACCCGUCCAUCACUACCAGAUCGUCCGGGUUCACCAACUAGACGAUGCCCACAUUUAUAUGAAACUUCAUUUUGUGCUCCUGAUUCCUGUAAACAGGGGUCAUCAGAAGGAGAUGACCGCUUCCGCACUCCAGACCGCUCAAUUCUGCCACCUAGGAUUGUGCUCGAAAAGCAAAUCAUGCACAAGGGUAGAAUGGGAUCGGAUGCUGCGGAGCCAUUACGUCCAAGCAACGAUGCUAAGGCAAAGGGACCAUUAAAAGACGAAGAAAGAAGACUUCGUCUGAGCGAAGGUAUGUCGCAGAUGCGAUUGUUACGACCCGUAGACAGAUUGCCGGAGCUACUUCAAAGCCAGGCAAAGAAUAGAGUUCGCAGCUUUGAGAGCGAGAUUCUCAAGGAAGGACGAGUACGUUCCAAGUGA